Triticum turgidum subsp. durum (durum wheat) is the source of this 1467-nucleotide messenger RNA. Lineage: Eukaryota; Viridiplantae; Streptophyta; Magnoliopsida; Poales; Poaceae. The record is from the annotation of a GenBank genome assembly.
AUGGCAGUGGCCGCCUCUCCAUCUCUCAGUCUUCCUCCACCUACGCAGCGCGCCACCCCAAAGCCGCGCCGCCGUACGCCGCCGCGAGACGUGGUCUCAUGGACGUCCGCCAUCGCGCGCCCGGCGCGGGAGGGCGACCUGCCGGCGACGGCCGCGGCGCUCUCCGCCAUGCUCUCCUCCCCCGCCGCGCCCGCGCCCAACGACGUCACCCUCCUCACUGUCCUCUCCGCCUGCGCCGGCUCUCCCUCCUCCCCGUUCGCCCGGCCCCUCGCGCUAUCGCUCCACGCCCUCGCCAUCAAGCUGUUCCCCGGCCACCUCCUCCUCUGCACCUGCCUCGCGCGGUUCUACCUCGCGUCCCGCCUCCCCCACCACGCCCUCCAGCUGUUCGGCUCCAUGCCCGUCAGGUCCGUAGUCACCUACAACACCAUGAUCACCGGCCUCAUGCGCAACGGCCUCGUCGCCGCCGCGCGCGAGGUGUUCGACGGAAUGCCGGACCCGGACAAGGUCUCCUGGACGGCGCUCAUCGACGGGUGCGUCAAGAACGGGCGCCAUGACGAGGCGAUUGACUGCUUCCAUGCCAUGCUGCUGGACGGCGUCGAGCCAGACUACGUCACGCUGGUAGCUGCCAUCUCCGCGUGCGCUGAGGUCGGCGCGCUCGGCCUCGGUAUGUGGGUGCACCGGUUCGUGACCAGGGAGAGGCUGGAGGGCAACAUCCGCAUCGCCAACUCGUUGAUCGACAUGUAUGCUCGGUGCGGUCAGGUGGAGUUUGCAUGGCAGGUGUUUGAUAGCAUGAGGAAGCGGACGGUGGUCUCCUGGAACUCGAUGAUUGUCGGGUUUGCAGCCAAUGGACGGUGCGUGGACGCCAUCGAGCAUUUCAAGGCAAUGCAGAGGAAGGGGUUCAAGCCGGACGCUGUGACGUUCACGGGCGUGCUCACGGCCUGCAGUCACGCCGGUCUCACCGAUGAGGGGCUGAGGUACUAUGACGCCAUGAAGGCGGAGCAUGGCAUCACAGCAAGGAUGGAGCACUACGGGUGCGUGGUCGACCUGCUCGGCCGGGCAGGGCGCCUGGACGAGGCCAUGAGUGUGGUGGCGACCAUGCCGAUGCGGCCGAACGAGGUGGUGCUGGGAGCUUUGCUUGCUGGGUGCCGGAUACACGGGGACGUCGACAUGGCUGAGCAGCUGAUGCAGUACCUCCUCGAGCAGGACCCUGGCGGCGACUCAAACUACGUGCUGCUGUCAAACAUCUACGCCGGCGUCGGGAAAUGGGAUGGCGCGGGCAUGGUCCGGGGCCUGAUGAAAGUCCGGGGAGUGAAGAAGAGGCCAGGCCGCAGCGCCGUGGAGAUCGACGGCGCCGUGCAUGAGUUUGUCUGCGGAGAUCGGUCUCAUCCGCAGGCUGAGGAGGUGUUCGACAUGCUUGGCCUGCUGAGCCAUGAGAUGGCAGGGCAUGAGGCCGUGAGUUAUGGAUGA